Messenger RNA from Blepharisma stoltei, 2358 nucleotides. NCBI's taxonomy places the organism in Eukaryota, Ciliophora, Heterotrichea, Heterotrichida, Blepharismidae. The record is from the annotation of a GenBank genome assembly.
AUGUUUUUCAAGCCAAAGAAUCGAAAAACUCAUUGUUUAGAGCAGCUGGAGAAUUCUAAUAAAAUGGAGCUGUCAGAUGAAAUAAAGCAGGCAAUACAUUUGAUUAACCGCUGUGUGGAAUCGUUACAUUUAAUCCCUCCUGAAGUGGCGCCACACUCCCUGCUUGGAAUUAUACCAACUUUAUUAGGUUUUAAAACUUUUUUCCAGGAGUUGAGAAAUAGUGAAACAUUGCCUGAAGCCAAUGCUACGUCAGUUUCAUUGUUUAUAGGAUGCCUAUCAACUUAUUUAGAAAAGGUUUGUGAAAACUCGAAAAGCUGACAAAAGGCCUUUGGCAAGCACGAAAAGGGAGACCUGUUGAUAUUUUAUUCAAAACUCCAAACAUUAGAAACAUUGCUACCUCAUAUUCCAAACGUUGAUAAAAAUGACUUGUUUUGCUUGCCAAAAACACAUGAACGUUGGACUAAUUUGCAAAAUUAUGUAAAUUUGCACUUAUACAAUGAUAAAAAUAAAGUAUUCUUUUAUAUAUAAAUUAUAUCUUAUCCUUAAUUUGAACUAAGUUAUCAUUGGACCCUUUAAAGAAAGAAUUAAUAUUUUUUAUGCUAAAUAGUUUAGCUAGACAAGAAUAAAAGGACAUUAUAAAAAAUUCAUGCUACAAGUUUCGGCUAGCCAAGCUUUUGUAUCUACCAGUUUUCAAGAGAAAAAUAAAAUGAAGCGAAAAAUCAUGCUUGGUUUAGGAGCUAUGUAUUAUAACGUUUUUAAAAAAAAAGCGUUACGGAAAACCCAGUUAUUUUAUGCUAAUCCUUCUUUAGAAGCUGCACAAUAUAAAUAAAAUGGCCUGGCGAAGAGAGACCUGUCCUUCUCAUGGCGGGGUCCUGGUUUGAUGCAAGGAACUGCCCCAAGGGUUGGCGAGCCUUGAAGUGAGAGACCUGGCACAUUUCCGCUAAUUAGUAGCUUGACCCAAGGGGAGUUUUUUUCAUCUUUUUUGAUUACCUGCCUAGGAUAUUUGGUGGUUGCUCCGAAUGGUGUUAUCAGUUGAGUUUUUUUCUUUCGAGAUAUUUAAGGGAAAAAGGGAAGACAAGUUUGACAAGACUUCAAGGGCGCAAAUCUCUCUAAUUGAAAGGGGGUCCCAAGAAAUGGGCGAUCUGGCCUAAGCUGAGGGUGAGAGGCUAUGCUGAUGCUUGAGUUUAAAAUGAAGAUUCCUGGAAAAGUCCGUAUGACUCAGACCAUGGAGGGAAAUGCCUCUACAGAAACCCCAUACUACAGCUAACACCGUGGAACGCAUGAUGCUCAGAAAGUGGUACUAUAAAUACACAUCAUUAAUCUAACCUAGAAGUUGCACAAACUGUGUGGAAUUUAGUUGAUUCUUUUAUUGUUAAACAUUUUAUGAAGCUUAUGAUUGCAAGCAUAAAAGUAAAUAAAGUUAUUUAUUUGCCAAGGACAGUAUCAAACGUGACACUUCCAAUGGAAAGAAAAGUCCGUGAGGAUAAGUAUUUUACGAUAGAAAAAAACCAUGGUGAUUAUGUCAUGGUAAGAGUCUUAUGUCAUAGAAAAUUAGCCUGCUUCAAAAAAUCAAUAAUAAAUAGAACUAGAGAAGGCUACGAAUUGCCAGUAGAAUUUACCAAGCUAAUUUUUCACAUCCAUGGAGGAGGAUUUAUUAGCAUGUCAAGCGCUUCCCAUCAAGUUUAUUCUAGAAAAUGGGCCAAAGAUCUGCAAAUUCCUGUAAUUUCUGUAGACUAUAGACUCGCCCCUCAGCAUCCAUUUCCAGCAGGAAUUGACGAUGUCUGGCAAGUUUAUAACUGGAUUUUAGAUAACGCAAAAUCUCAAUUAGGUAUAGAUCCUCAACAAAUUAUUGUUGCUGGUGACUCAGCUGGUGGAAACUUUGCAGCUGCAUUAGCAAGCAAAGCGGCAAUGGCCGGUAUAAAAAUCCCUGACGGUCUAAUGCUUACCUAUCCAGCUUUAUCAUUGUCAUUGACACAUUUCACACCCUCAUUUGCAAUUUCCCUCGAAGACCUUCUUGUUCCCCAUACCUUCUUAAAAAUCUGCCUAAACUGUUAUCUUAAAGACCCAAAUAAUGACCCAGAAAAUGACCCCUUGAUUUCUCCUUUAUUUGCGUCAUCAGAAAUUCUCCGUCAGUUUAAUCAAGUCCGCAUAGUUGUAGGAAGCGAAGAUCCUUUGCAUGAUGACUGCUAUAGAUACGCUGAAAAGCUGCACGAUCUAGGAGUUGACGUAAAAAUGACUGAUUUUGAUGGGACGCCUCAUGGCUGUUUGAACUUGAUUUUUAAAGGUGGGGUAAAAGAAAGCAGGGAUCUUUAUGCCCAAACAGUUGUUUAUAUGAGAGAAAUGUUUAAGUUAGAUUAA